Bradysia coprophila is the source of this 4192-nucleotide messenger RNA. Its product is annotated as testis-expressed protein 2. Lineage: Eukaryota; Metazoa; Arthropoda; Insecta; Diptera; Sciaridae. Gene Ontology annotation, cellular component: endoplasmic reticulum. Gene Ontology annotation, molecular function: lipid binding. The record is from RefSeq and is a predicted model, not a curated record.
UAAAUGUCAAAAUACGAAAGUUUAUUGUCUAGAGUGUUGUUCCCCCAUAUGUUUUGUAGUUUUAUUUUCGAUUUUCUCUCAGAUCUAAUUAGAAUACGCGAUUCGUGUACGGAACAACCAUAAAGUAUUGCCAAAUCUAUCGUAUCACAAAUUGAAUUUUAACUCAUUUUCCGUUUCGUUAAAAUCGUUUUUAUCCAAGUAACCCACGAAUCAAGAGUUGAACAGUGAGAGAGAAAAAAAAGAAAAGAAAAAAUGUUUUCGAUGACUAAACGGGGCUCUGUGUAAUUUAUUCGUUCUGUUAUCUUCUGUUUGCGUAUGAAUUCGUAAUUCCUGGUUUUAUCGGAACCAAAAAUUAUAAUUGUAAUAGAACUCACCGACGAACUAGUGCGUCGAAAGUUUUCGCUGUCGUUUUUUACUAGAUUAAAAUUAUGGUCUGACUGAAUACGUUGGACAUAUGGAGUCACUUAAGGUUCCGAAAGGUAGUGCUAACAAAACCAGUAUACCGGUGGCUAUUCGAUUUAAUGCGAACGAAGAGAGUGUUGAAGAUGUAACGAAACCCUGUGAUUCAUUGUCCAGCAGUCCGAUUCAUGGAAACAGUGACGAUUCCAGUUGGCGCAAAGACUUUCUGCAAGGAACCUUCUUCAGCCGAAAACGAUCUGGCAGCUCAGAAAAUGUUGCGGCUCAGACAUCUAGUCCAUCUGGCUCACUACCCACAUCCAACGAAGGUCAAUCAGUCGGCACAUGGAAACUGAUUAAAGGCCGAGUAUCGCAAGCUAUGGAGGAUAUAAAAUCAUCGAAAACGGACAGUGUCAAAACGGAUCUGAACGGUGACGACUCGGAUGCCGAUUCGGCCACAAUAAACAGUUCGAUCAGUGACGAGUUCAACGAGGCCGUAGUCUUCCACAGUACGACACCAGCGAAUCAACCGUUGAGCCGAGCGAAUAACACCGAAUCGGAAAGUGAUCUGGACGUCGAUUCCGAAACUCUGGCCGAAACUGAUUCGGCCAAUUUGAGAAAGUCGUACAGCGGUAAAAGACAAUCGACUGCGCACACAAUUUUAUCGAAAAUUGGUAAAACGAAAGAAGAAUGUCGUUCCGCUGGCAAGUCAGUAUUAAGACGACGAAAAAGACGCUCCAAGUCACCAGUUCGACCGAAGGACAUUGAAAUCGAAUCGGGUGUCGAGAUCACCGAAGAGAUGUCGUUGGGCGCUGUUGCGUCAGACGUUAAAAACGAUUCCGGUGAAAAGAGUACAAAUGACGACCGGGAGAUGUUAACUGAUAGUAUACCACCCACAACCGAUGCCAUUUUACCGCCCAAUUUAGAUGCAAACACUGACUCGGCAGCAACUACCAAAUCUCUUUUUCGUCAUGCGUUCAACCAUCGAGGUAUCUUGUUCGUUGCAUUGGCAGCAUUUUCCAGCUGGGCAUUCAGCAUUCCACCGUUCAUUCAAGGCGUACUGGCCUGUCUGUGCUGCACCAUUUUAUUUAGCAAAUUCUGUGAAGUGAUCGUCGCGUUCAUCGAUCAGCGACUGUCGACUUCAUUGAAUGGUGGAGAUAAUAAUGGCGGCACCUGCGCACCGGAACGUGGUUCAUUUACCAUCCCGAAUUAUGACGCGAUGCCAGUUUGCCGGGUUCCUCCGGUCGAAGAGCACAAGCAACUGAAGACUUACUCGGGCUGGAUGAAUCAGAUCAACAAUUACGAUCCGACCAAUUACCACAUAUCGAUGACACGGUCGGUAUUCGUUAAAUUGGACGGAUCGAAGUUGACCCUGUCCACUACCAAUGCUCGCGUACCGAAACGAUCGAUGUGGAACGAACAGCCAAUUGAUAGAAAGACCAUUACGUUCACACAGCGGAGUUGCUACGAUCUGACUGGAGCUCAUAUUGAAAUGUGUCCGAAGGGAUUGGCGAGGAAGAGGUACUUCAGUCGAAAGUAUCCCAUCCAGUUGAUCAUCAAGAACAUUUCGUCGAAUACGGAACAACUACAAGACGACCCAAAAUCCCAAAAUGGCGAAAAUGAAUCCAGUCCGACCAAAGAUUUCAAAACUGAAACGAAACGAGUCUCCAGCCUGAUACAUCAAUCGUCCAACGAAUCGGUGACUGCCACCGAUGACAAAUCCGCUAGCAAUGACCUUGGUUCGGUCAUUAUGCUGUCAGAUCUACAAAUUCUACAAGACCGACUCGAUGCCACCAGUGAACACCAAUCUGUACCGUGCGGUGACGAUAUUCGAAUUCUGUUGUUUGCGCGUUGUGAUCGCGAGAAAGAGGACUGGUACCGGCGAUUUACAUCGGCUAGCAUUGGCGCAAUCGUCGAUCAGCAAUUCCAAUUCACCGACAUGGUGAUGGUCAACGACGAUGAUGUGGCGGCAGCAGUUAAGGCUGCAGCACUGGCGAAUCAGGAACGAGAUUCGAUUGAGUCGACCGAUGGACCAACAACGCCAGCAGACGGUGUUUCGAAUGCUACAGCACCGACGAAAUCGGAUUGUGAGUCGGGUGAAUGUGUCAAAUGUAGUCGUUCGGAUUCGGUGUUUGAGGGUCUGUUGUUGACAUCGUGUGCGGCCCGUGGUCCGGCUGAUUAUGUGCGAUUUAUGACCAGAUUUCAGAAAGCCUGUACCCUUAAGUCCAUACCGGUCAUACGAGCCUAUCCAUCCGAAUCGCCGAAUAAGAAAAACCGACGUGAACGCAAGCAGGAAGACGAACUAUGGAAGGGCAUCGAUCAAUCGCUGUACCUUGGACCAUCCGGUAGCGUUGUGUGGGCGAAUGUGCUCGUUGGACGCAUUCUAUUCAGUUGCCUGAACGACGCUCAGCUAUUGGAUCACAUCCAAGAGUUUCUGCAGAAGAAAUUGAGUUCGAUUCGGCUACCGAAUUUCAUGGAAGAAGUUCAAAUUGCCCAAGUGAAUUUGGGCGACACACCGCCGCUCAUACAUCGAGUCUCUCAGCCAUUGCUUGACGAACGAGGCACAUGGGUUGAUGCCGAUGUUACCUAUGAGGGAUUGGUUCAUAUGACUAUAACGACGAAAUUGAAUCUGUUGCGACUGAAGCGUCAGCAACAUCACGGAGUGGAUAGUGUUUCCAAGCAGUCACCGACACCAUCCGUUUCGUCGAUGCCGGAAAAGUAUUGCAGCAGCGGUGAUGCCAUUUAUGAUAGCAAUGCCGAAAGUUCAGGUGCUUCCAGUUCCGAGUCUGACAGUCCGACCCAAACGAAUGCCGAGAAUUUGGCUGACCAACAAUCGUUCGGCCAGGGCAGCAGUAAAAAAUUCCUUCGCAUCGUCGAUCGCAUCACCGCUUCCAAUCUGUUCCAAUCGGCCGCUGAAAUUCCGUACAUCCAGAAGGCCAUGGAAAAUAUGAACACCAAAAUUCGGCUGCGCGUCGAACUGAAGGGUUUGGUGGCCAGGUGUGUGUUGAACAUUCCACCGCCACCGUCCGAUCGCAUUUGGAUGGGCUUCCGUGGACCGCCACGUCUCUGGAUAUCAGCUACACCAGCUGUUGGCGAUCAUACGUUCGACUGGACAAUCGUGACGAAUGCCAUCGAGAGUAAACUGUGCGACGAGGUGUCCAAGUAUUUGGUGUAUCCGAAUAUGGUCGAUAUGAUCGCACCGUUUCUGGGUCAUUCAACGUACCGAGAGUGAUAUGUAGCGUCGUGACUUACAUACCCAUACGUAACAAGUAGUUUGUGUUUAAGCCAAUGAAACAUUUGGUUCAAAUUCCAUCCCUUCCAUUAUGCCGAAUGACCGGGAACACGGGCUUUUAUGUUACCCACCCGGAAAUGAUAUACCAAAAUAAUUGAACCAUGACAGGAGACAGGGGUGUUUGUGGGCAUGGUCAUUCUGUUUGUAUUAUAAUCUAAUCUAAUUUUGCCUUAGGCGAAUUUUCCGUUUUGUUUUUGUGAUUUUCAUCGAUUUUGAGAAGAAGAAAAAUGAAAUUUUUGUGAUCCCCCGACUCGUGUGCAAUACAAUAGGACGUUGCACUCUAAUUUCUCGUUUUUUGUUUUUUCUUGAUUUUUUGACUAAUUUAUAAUUUGAAUGCGCGGUGAUAUCACCUUAACUACAGGAAUUAUCGAUUUUUUUUGAAUUUGUGAAUGGCAACGGGGUUUGUGCGUACUUUAAAAAAGGGGAGGAGGACAAGGACAACCUUUAACCGCUUUCUGUGUAUAAAAAAAAAAACUGGGAAAUAAAUUGUGACUGUGAAUUUAA